Messenger RNA from Onthophagus taurus, 933 nucleotides. RefSeq names its product proximal sequence element A Pbp45. Lineage: Eukaryota; Metazoa; Arthropoda; Insecta; Coleoptera; Scarabaeidae. Gene Ontology annotation, biological process: snRNA transcription by RNA polymerase III; snRNA transcription by RNA polymerase II. Gene Ontology annotation, cellular component: snRNA-activating protein complex. Gene Ontology annotation, molecular function: sequence-specific DNA binding. The record is from RefSeq and is a predicted model, not a curated record.
AUGUCAACAUUAACAUAACCUCAAUCUCAUUGAAUGGAUUUGAGAUUAAUUUCUAUUUAAUUAAUUUAAAAUAAUUAAAAAUGAGUUAUCGGCUUCGCCCUGCGAAGAAAUUAGCCGAAAUCCAAUUCGGGUUUAAAAAAGAUUCCGAAAAUUUAUUAAAAACGUUCGCAAAAAAAGAAUCUCAUUCUUUCGAAAUAUUCUCGGAAAUUUGGAAAGAAAAACAUUUUAGUUUAGUUUAUAAAUAUACCAAAAAUUUCAAUGAAAUAUCAAGACAAACCCAGCUUUUUUUAUUUGAAGCCAAAAAGUUAUUUAUUUAUGCUCCAAAUAUUUAUAUUAAAACGGGGGCUUUUUAUUUAUUAUACGGGCUUUAUUACAAACAACCAUUGAUGGAAAAUAUUAAGAUACGAUUAACCCAAAACGAAUUAAAACUGCUUAAAACGUACAUAAACGAGAUGAAGAAUUCCUCAGAAACUCAUCCUAUGUACAUUUUCUCAAAAUUAAUUCAUGAUCAAGCUUUCGAUUUCGUUUUUACCCAAUUACCGUUGAUACCUAAACAAGAACCCAUCCUAAAACUCUUUGAUAUUGCAAGUAACGAUACGUUUCGAGAAGAUAUUGAGUCUAAAGUUAUGGAUCAGAUGAAGGAAUUAAUUGAAAACGAGGGGAUCGCCGAGAUUGGUAGGGAUUAUAGGAACGCUAUGAAAGAGUAUUUUGAGUCAAGUGGUGAAAAAAAUAUCAUGAUGUUUGAUACAGAUAUACAAAAAGAGUUGGAAGGGGUUUUUAUGGAAAAAGUUGUUGAGGGGAAUUGUGAAAAAAAUGAUUCUUUGGGGAAAAUCCGGGAAGAGUUGAAGAAAAAAGCAGCUGGGACGUUUAAAACAAAAUAAACUCCUUUUAUUACAAUUUUUUAUUAUAAAAUAUAUACAUAACCUAACUGUC